Messenger RNA from Eurytemora carolleeae, 879 nucleotides. RefSeq lists its product as uncharacterized. The record is from RefSeq and is a predicted model, not a curated record. The transcript has 9 exons. Lineage: Eukaryota; Metazoa; Arthropoda; Copepoda; Calanoida; Temoridae. Bases 10 to 879 code for a protein of 289 amino acids.
AGAUUAAACAUGGCGCUGGUUGCGUACGGUUCCUCUGGUGAAAGUUCGGAUUCGGAAGACGACUCCGGUCCAUCAAUCUCAAUAAAUGGCGGCAAAAAGUCGCCCGGAAAAUCCGCGAGUUUAUCGAAACUGGUUCCCCGGCCUGAUGUGGCGGAGAAUUUUCUGGCUAAACCAGUGGAAGUUCAAGAUUUUAAUAUUAGUGAUGAUGAGGAUGAGGAAGGAAUGCAUUCACACAACACUAACGGUCACUUUAUAGACGACUUCCAAGAACCUGACCUCUUGUCUCUGAUUUCCAAAAAGUUGCCCUACGCUCAAAUUAACACUUCAGCUAGUUUUGUUGACAAAAACGAAGACUCGUCUACAAUUUGUAAAAAAGUUGACUAUGGUACAAAGAUUGAAGAGCCCCCAGCAAAGAAGAAGAAGAGAGAUGGCCCGGUCAAGAUUAGUAUUCCAUCUCUCAAGCAGCUUAAACAACUGGAGGAGGAGGAGGAAGAGCUGCGACCAGUGCCGCGUGUAACCGCAAGUAAGAAAGGUUCCGGACUGUUUGCUCUUCUACCAGAUCCUAAGAAUAAAAUGACAAGGAACAGACCAAUCAAUGUUGCAGUACCUGAAACUGGAGAGGAAGGAAGCUACAAACCCCCAGUAUUGCCUGAAGGAACGAAAAAUAAUCUUAAACCCUCUGGAGUUCGAAGAACAGGACUUGUUCCUCAUAUAGUUGCGAAUCCUGUUCCUAGAGCAUCUACCCCUCCCCCUUCUUCCUCCUCGACCUCCUCCUCAGCUGGUCUUCUCAACACUCGGCCAGAUUCAGAUUCAGACGAAGAAGAUUUCAUGGGAUUAAAUUCUGAGUUGAAGCAUUUUUUCGAAGUGUCUUCUUUUUAA